Nerophis ophidion (straightnose pipefish) is the source of this 4936-nucleotide messenger RNA. RefSeq names its product growth arrest-specific 6 (gene gas6). The record is from RefSeq and is a predicted model, not a curated record. The transcript has 15 exons. Lineage: Eukaryota; Metazoa; Chordata; Actinopteri; Syngnathiformes; Syngnathidae. Gene Ontology annotation, cellular component: extracellular region. Gene Ontology annotation, molecular function: calcium ion binding. Bases 429 to 2390 code for a protein of 653 amino acids.
ACACACACACACACACACACACAGAGACGGUAACUCCCCCCCUCGGAAGACGUGUGGUGCUCGUCACAACAGCCAAGAAGUGGCCAGGAGGAGGACGGCGGAAUAGAAGCGUGCAGCCGCAGAGAAAGCAGCUAGUAGCCGCAGAAAGAGCAGCUAGUAGCCGCAGAAAGAGCAGCUAGUAGCCGCAGAAAGAGCAGCUAGUAGCCGCAGAAAGAGGAGGACAAGAGCGGCCUAGCGGCGUCAGACAUGCGGGCAGUUUAAGCUCCAAACACCGCAGCGGUGCUUUUAUAUCAUCGGAGAGAAGAACCUGCGAGAGCCGCGGAACUGAGGUCUAAUUCUUCUUGACGAGGCAGCGACGACAGAACACUCCGGAACAUUUUUUGGAAGGGAAAAGUUGAGGGUGUUUGGCGCGAAGACAUAGCGGCGACAUGAUGCUUGUUUGGCGGACACAGUCGGUGUCAUUUACCGCCCUGCUGGUCCUGCUGGCGGUCUGCUGCUGCCUAGUUAGCUGCCUCACUGUCUCGCUGGCCCCGCAAGAAGCCCAGCAGUUCCUCAGCAGGCAGCGCAGCAGGCGAGCCAACCAAGUGUUCGAGGAGACCAGGCAAGGUCACUUGGAGAGGGAGUGUGUGGAGGAGAAAUGUUCCAAGGAGGAGGCCAGAGAAAUCUUUGAAAAUGACCCAGAAACUGACUACUUCUUUCCCAAAUACAUGGACUGUAUGAAGAAGUACGGAGAUUCAGAAAAGACCAAACAGGAUCUGAUCACAUGUGUCCACAACAUUCCGGACCAGUGUUCCCCCUCCCCCUGUAACUCCAGAGGCACGGUGCGCUGCGAGGACAAGAAGGGAGACUUCCACUGUCACUGUUUCACGGGCUGGACCGGGGCCCAAUGUGAAAAAGAUGUUGAUGAGUGCAGCAAGAGGAACGGAGGAUGUGACCAUGAGUGCCACAACACGCUGGGAAGUUACCACUGCUCCUGUCGCCAUGGUUACAUGCUGGUCGGGCGCCACAUGUGCAACGACCUGGACGAGUGUGAAGGCCUGAACGUCUGUGGCUCGGCUCGCUGUCACAACAACCAGGGAGGACACCAAUGUCUGUGCGAGCUCGGCUACGUCUACCAGGAGGACAGCAAGAGCUGUGUCGAUGUUGACGAGUGUGAGGCAGACGUGUGCGCCCAGGAGUGUUUCAACACGCCGGGUAGUUUCCGCUGUUUCUGUGACGGUCGCCACGGUCUGAAGCUGGGCCAGGACCUCCGCAGCUGUAAGGCUGUAACUCCCUGCAUCACACCGGCCCUGAAGAGGAACUCUCGCUCCCUCUACCUGGGCAGCAUGUUCAGUGGCUUGCCCGUCAUGAAGCUGCGCUUCCGCCGAAGGAUUCACACCGGAUUUUCCGCAGAGUUCGAUUUCCGCACUUUCGACCCGGAGGGCGUGAUCUUCUUUGCCGGCGGUCACUUGAACAGCUCCUGGAUAGUGCUCGCAAUGCAUCAUGGGAAGCUGGAGCUGCAGCUGAAGUACGGCUCGGUCAGCAGGGUCACCAGCAGCGGACCUGUCGUCAACGACGGCCAGUGGAGGAAGAUUUCGGUGGAGGAGCAGGGGCGGAGUCUGGUCAUUAAGAUCGACAGGGAGGCCGUGAUGAAGAUUGCAGUAAACGGUGACCUGUUCACCUUAAAGAAGGACAUGCAUGAGCUCAACCUGACUGUGGGAGGAGUCCCCUUCAAGGAGAGCAGCCUCGUCAGCAAGGUGAACCCCCGUUUGGACGGCUGCAUGAAGGAGUGGCGCUGGUUGACCGGAGACCGCUCCAUGCAAGAAAGCAUCACCACCAACGAGAACAUCCAGUGUUUCAGCACCGAGAACCCUGGAGCGUAUUAUCCUGGCAGGGGCUUCGCUUUCUACAACAUCAGCUAUGAUUCCCAGAACCUGAGUGUCCAUUUGACCUUGUAUCCAACAUCUGCCAUGGGGGUUCUCUUUGCUCUGGUCCACCAAGACACAGUCCCACUGUCCAUCGCCCUGGCUGACCACCAUCCUGCCACUGAUGACUGGAGAGACUUUGUUCUGGUGUCGGCGGGUGACGCCAUCAUCGCCAGCUCCCCGGCGCCCCUCUGCGACGGCGAGAGUCAUGAAAUCCACCUGAAGAUCUCAGGCAACCGCACACAGUUGCUGGUGGACGGGGAACCCGGGCGCAGUGAAGAUGCCGAAGUGGACCUUUUGUCUCCUUCCAGCACCUUCGUAGGAGGUCUCCCUGAAGUUCCGCUGGCCGCCACCCCGGUGUCGGCGUACUACAGCGGCUGUAUGGUGGUCUCUGUGAACGGACUGACCUUGGACCUGGACCAGGCCCUGCACAAGCACAACGACAUCCGCUCUCACUCCUGCCCCCUGCUGGACUCCAACCAGUGACCGUGGAGACUGGAGUCCGGUGUUUUCCAGGAGACUGCUCAGACUGUCAGUGGGCGGCCCGGUUCCUUGUCUCCGCCGUGACUCCAGGUCAGUCCAGAAGGGGCAUCUUCACUCCCAUCAGAACUGUUCCUUGUCUCCGCCGUGACUCCAGGUCAGCAUCUUCACUCCCAUCAGAACUGUUCCUUGUCUCCGCCGUGACUCCAGGUCAGUCCAGAAGGGGCAUCUUCACUCUCAUCAGAACUGUUCCUUGUCUCCGCCGUGACUCCAGGUCAGCAUCUUCACUCCCAUCAGAACUGUUCCUUGUCUCCGCCGUGACUCCAGGUCAGCAUCAUCAUCAGUCCUUCCAGUCAGACGGGGCCUGCUGCUCCUGGGCACCAGAUGCCCUGAAGUUAGGAGAGAAGAAACCUUGUUAGCACACAGAGACUGAGAGUGUCCACCACACACCUUAAUCCUGCUCCUCGCUCACCGCAGUCCAGUCCAGCAAAGGCCGCUUCAUGGAAGAAGCACAGAGGAGGAGGAAGAUCACCGCAUGUCAAAACCAAGCAAGCUACUGACUGUAAAUAAUGGCAGUGCUUUAGAAAACUACCUGACAAUAUCCAAAGGUGUGUAGUAACAACCUGCUCUUCUGCUGCAUCCUCAUGGCACACCUGGCAGACUCAGGGCCCGCCACUUCAUUUUAUUGUGGCCCGCCACGUCAUCUUAUGUGGUCUAUCACGUCCUUUUUAUAUUGUAGCCCGCUGCCUCAUUCUAAUGUGGCCUGCUGCAUCAUUUUACGUGGCCCGCCACAUCAUUUUAUUUUGGCCUGCUGCAUCAUUUUACUUGGCACGCCAUACCUUUUUAUUUUUGUCUGCCACAUAAUGCCCACUGCGUCAUUCUUAUGUGGCCCGCCACAUCAUUUAUUGUGGCCUGCUGCAUCAUUUUAUGUGGCCCGCCACAUCAUUUAUUGUGGCCUGCUGCAUCAUUUUAUUGUUGCCCGCCACAUCAUUUAUUGUGGCCUGCUGCAUCAUUUUAUUGUGGCCAGCCACAUCAUUUUAUUGUGGCCUGCUGCAUCAUUUUACUUGGCACGCCAUACCUUUUUAUUUUGGUCUGCCACAUAAUGCCCACUGCGUCAUUUUAAAGUGGCCUGCUGCAUCAUUUUAGGUGGCCCGCCACAUCAUUUUAUUGUGGCCUGCUGCCUCAUUUUACCUGGCCCGCCACGUCAUUUUAUCGUCGCCUGCUGCAUCAUUUUACUUGGCCCGCCAUACCUUUUUAUUUUGGUCUGCCACAUAAUGCCCACUGCGUCAUUUUAAAGUGGACUGCUGCAUCAUUUUAUGUGGCCCGCCACAUCAUUUAUUGUGGCCUGCUGCAUCAUUUUAUUGUGGCCAGCCACAUAAUUUUAUUGUGGCCUGCUGCAUCAUUUUACUUGGCCCGCCAUACCUUUUUAUUUUGGUCUGCCACAUAAUGCCCACUGCGUCAUUUUAAAGUGGACUGCUGCAUCAUUUUAAGUGGCCCACCACAUUAUUCUUAAGGUGGCCCACCAUACCAUUUAAUUGUGGCCCGUCGUGUCAUUUAUGUGGCUGUCCGCAUCCUUCUAAUGUGGCCCGCCAAGUCAUUUUAACGUGGUUUGCCAUACCAUUUUAUAUUGGCCUGACUCAUCAUUUAUGUGGCCCACCACAGCAUCCUAAUGUGACCCGCCUCAUCAUUUAUGUGGCCCGCCUCAUCAUCCUAAUGUGACCAACCACCUUAUUUUAUUGUGACCUGCAACAUAAUUUUAUGUGGUCUGCCAAAUCAUUCAAAUGUUGCCCACCACAUUAUUUUAUGGUGGACUGUCUAAUCAUUCUAUGGUGGCGUGCCACAUGAUUUUAUUGUGGACCAUUACAUCUUUUUAUGUGGACCGUGACAUCAUUUUAUGAGGCCUACCACGAAAUUUAAUGUGGUCCACCUCAUCAUGCUAAUGUGACCCCCCCACAUCAUUUUAUGUGGCCUGCCGCAUCACUUCCUGUUGUCCACUACAUACUUUUAAUAAUGGUCCUCAACAUUAUUUUAACAUGGCCCACCUCAUAAUUUUAUCAUGGACCACCACUUCUUUUUAAAGUGGCCCAUAACAUCAUUUCGCGCGGUCUGCCAGGUCAUUUUAUUGUGGCCGGUUGCCUCUGCCAGUUGUGUAACGAGGCUAAAUAUGACUUGAUAUUCAUGUACAUAUUUACUGUUAAAAGCGGCCAUAAUUGCGAAGUGGCCCCCAAUAAAAAGGAGUGAGACCCGCCUGCCUCAGGACGAUCAUAAGCAAUAGAAAGUCUUUAUUUGCUAGGUGCUACAUAAACCAAACUGUAGAAAACAGCCAAUGUUGAAAGGAGCGACCUGAUUGGUCAAAGAUUGACACUUUUUUGGGCUCAUUUUCCAGUUUUCUCUUGUUUCAAGCCAGAAAGUUGCUUCCUUUUUUAGAUUUUGUUUGAAAUCAUGUGUUGUGUUCUGUAAUGUUCGUUAGUUUGUGUUCUUUUGUCUGCACGCUACAAUCUAGUGGAGAGCAAAAUAAAGAGUUCCAUGGAGGAGGAAAAUCCUCUUUUCAA